UCAAGAUAUUUUUAUGCUUUGCUUGAAUUCAUUUUUACUGAAUACUGAACUUUCUGUUUAACUCAAUUAUUUUAACAUAUUAAUUGCCUUGGCUCUAUCUGUCCUUGAAUUAACUAGUGUUCGUUAAAAUUCAGUCAGUGGUGUGGACUUGCAGGGCACUGCUGACGGGGAAAAAUGCAACGAUUAUACAUUUUACAUUAAAUUCAAUGUUACGAGUGAACUCAUUUCUUCCACAUUUGAUAGUAACGUUGGAAAGAUUGGAAAUUGCAGAAUGGUUGGAGGUUUUUUUUUCCCCACAUACUGUAUAUUCAUAUGGGCAACCAUGUCUGUGUGUUUGGUAUUUGUUGUAUUUUUUCCCACAUUUCGUGUUUGAUUGGACCCCAGAUGCAGAGAGACAGACGCAAUGUGUGAGAAAGGUAGUACUGAGGAAGCGUUGAGGAACGACCUGCUGGUGUUUUUCCGCUGCAGCCUCUGUGCUUAAAAGCAACACUAAUUGCAGAGAAGCUGCAGGUGUGCCUCGUUGUUUUAGCCCGUCACUGGAAAUAAUGCCAUCUAGGGAGGAAACAGGAAACGCAAUAAAAGCAUGACUUCGUUGUUGAGUGUAAAAAUCAAUGGCAACCAUUGUAAGAUUUUAUUUACUGUAAUUCUUGAGGUAGAAUUCCAGCAACUUCAGCUGCUGGACGACUACAGAACAGACUGAUGAUAAAACAAAGUUCUCUACUAUAUUACUGUCUGACCUGCAAGUGAGGCCUGCAGUUCUUUGGAUGUUGUUGUGGGGUCUUUUGUGACCCUCUUGGGUGAGUCGUGGCUGCGCUCUUGGGGUCAUUUUGGUUGGCCGGCCACUCCUGAGAAGGUUCACCACUGUUCCAUGUUUUCGCCAUUUAUGGAUAAUAGCUCUCACUGUGGUUUGCUGGAGUCCCAAAGCUUUAGAAAUGGCAUUUUAACCUUUCCCAGACUGAUCGAUCUCGAUUAAUCUCAAUUAAGUUUUAAGACGCUAACUGGUGAACGCAUACAAACCGAGGCAAAACUGUGGUGCAAAUUUUCGACGUGAACUGAAAACACGCCAACCGGGGCGGACGCUAACCGAGGUUCCACUGCAUAAUUCUUUCAAAUGAAGCAUACCACAAAAAUGUUUGAACUGACUCGGUUUUGGACCAGCAUCCUGGGUUGUGUCCAAAAUGCAUUUUUUAAUUGGCCCGUGGUGUACUUUAAAAAUAAAAUUGAACAUGUGCAGAAAACAAAGAAAAACUGGACAUUUCUUUACAGUUAUUUCAUAGCUUAGCAUAUAUUGACCACCAGUGGGUUGAUUUUACCCUUUUUAAUGAAUUAAAAUGUGAAGAAUAUCAAAGUGGCCACCACUCGCUUCAGUUUUUCUCAGUGUGGAAAAAGUCUGGACCCCCUUGCCUAAGAGCAGGGGUGUCCAAAGUGUGGCCUGGGGGUCAUUUGCAUCAUUUUUUAUUGCACUGCGGCACACUGUGAAAAUACAAUUAAACAAAAAAACUACAGCAUAUGCAGUCUGUGAUAUAUGCAGUACAAAUAUAACUUAACUAUAAGAAUGAAAUCAAAAUAUCAACAUGACCCCUGCAUCGUUUCAUCUUUCAAUAUGCAGCCCUCGGUGGAAAAACUUUGGACCCUUUGCCUUAGAGCAGGGGUGUCCAAAGUGCGGCCCACGGCACAUUUUUAAAAGCGAUAAAUAAUUUUACAAGAACCAAAGCAACAGUGGAAAAUUCAGCAGUAAUUUUACUAGAAUAAAGUGAAAAUAUUAAGAGGAAAAAAAGUUCUGAUCUGAUGAUGACAAGUUGAAUUUUAGGAGAGUAAUGCCUUAAUAUUAUGAGGAACAAUAAUGUAAUUUUUGUAGCAUAAAGUUAAAAUACAACGCUUUUUUAAAAACGUAACAUUAUGAGAAAUACACAAAACAAAAUAAAGUUGUCAUUUUUGGAAAAUUUGUUUGCGGAGAAAGUUAUAUUAUUAUGGGAAUAAAGUCAUGAUAUUACGAGUAGAAAAUGUAAAAUUAUUUCAGAAGAAAGUCCGAAUGUUUAGAAAGCGGAAAAGAAAACAACAGCAUGGGAAUAAAGAGCAAAAGACCAAAGUUCAUACAAACAAUAUCACAAAGCUGACAUGCACUUUUUUCUCGAAGUACAUAUAACGUCUUAGCAUAUCUACACGUAUUGCUUAACAAAAUAUCAGCAUGGCCCUUGCAAGUUUUCAUUUUUCAGAAUACGACCCUUUGUGGAAAAGGUUUGGACCCCCCCUUGCCUUCGAGGUUCUACUGUAUAUCUUAAAUCCCCAUGAGUGUGCAGCACCUUCACACCCUGUGACCCAUUAAAUGAAAACACACAGUGCGCCAGAACAGACAGAUCCAUGCCUGAAACGAGUCAUUGUAAAAGCAGCCUGUCUCACCGCUGACAGAGUGGCCUGGUCGCACACGUGUACGUGCACGCACACACACACACACACUACGUAUUGACACACAUGCAGGUGUUAUCAUAAACAGAAGUGUUUCCAAGUACAGAAUGAGGAUGUGAUGGUUUUCAGUGUGCCCUUGUUUACCUUCCAUGCGGUGUUGUGGCCCCCCCACUUGCGUGCAUGCAUGCACGCGUGUGCCUGUGCAUCCCCUCUGUCUGCCGGCGGUGACCUAAGGUUGAACCCGCACAGAGAGAGAUAUCGUUUUUAUAACACAGAAAGAGAGCGAGAGACAGUGCGGGUUAAAGUCUCCUUGAAGAUCAGGAAGACGUUGACUAGUAGGGAGCAGCAGACUUCAUCAUACUUUGAACAUAUUUCUUUUAUGUUAUGUUAUUAUAUUUAUUCUCAAAAGUGGAGAAGGCAGGGUAGGGCUGAUACAUCACAAGUUUAUUAUAAAAAUAAGCACGCACCUGUGUUGUGGAUGGAGUGGCCCAUGGUGGCGGUGGUGGGGUUAUGGUAUGGGCAGCCACUAUGUUAUGGCCAACCAUAACAUUUUGAAUGAUCCGUGACAAGAUACUGAGUCCCACUGUUUGUGCCACUCAUCCAUGACCAUCACUUCCAUGUUGCAGCAUGACAAUGCACGGCCCUAUGUUGCAAGGAUCUGUACUCAAUUCCUGGAAGCUGGUUCUUGCGUGGCCAGCAUACUCACCAUGUCACUCAUCGAACACCUGCGCAAAGAAAUAUUAUCUACCUUAAUGGAAUCCCAUUAUUAACUCAUUCAAUACCAAAGUCGUAGUUCUGCGUUUUUAUAUAUCCCAACAACAGAUUUAUCCGUCUUUUAUACGUCUUUUAGGCAAAAAGAGGUGACGACGCAGCUCCCCACUGAUACAUUCCACUUUCAGAGCAAUUUUAAGCCAUAAAAACGGCCACAAGGUGGCAGAAGUGCAUUUGAUAAGAGCUCGGCAGAGAUCGUGCGGACGGUGAAAACACAUGGAAGGAGGAAGUGAGCGAGCGUGCAGAAGGUUAGGCAUCGUGGGGAAAUUGUAACGCGUGCACACACGCGCACGCGCGUGCGCACAAUCGUCAGUUCCAAAUGUGAAAAUAUUUGUAAAUAAAUUGUUAUUUUGAUGUAAAACAAUCCCUUUUUGUGUUGUUUAUGUUGUGGUAUAUUUGUUUAGAUAUUUGAGCUGUCACAAAACCAAACAAUACUUGUGUCAAAGUGAAAGUUAUACUUCAAAUCUUUUCACAAAAAGCUGCUUUUCUCCCUUUUCUAGUCUGGAGUUGACAUUUUCCUGAAACUUACCUAUGCUUGUUUGUCUAUAUGUGCCCUGCGAUUGGCUGGCAACCAGUCUAGGGUGUACCCCGCCUCUCGCCCGAAGUCAGCUGGGAUAGGCUCCAGCAUACCCCCGCGACCCUAAUGAGGUUAAGCGGAUGAUGGAAGAAUGAGUUAAUAUAUUCAUAUAACAAUAUACAACAAUGUGAAAGAUAUCAACAAAAUACAAUUGUUCCCCUUCAUUCCAUACAAUUGUUUGAGCAAAAUAAGUAAACAAAAAUAACUACUAUUGUCUCUCAUUCAAAGUCUUUGGCUUUUUGACUCCAAAGCUCUGUCCAAUGACUUAUUAUAUAAUAACAUAUAGCACAUAUAUACCCAGUGUGACACUAUGAACAGCACAACAACAAUAAAAAAUAAACAGAAUAGCGCUAAAAGAUAUCGAUCAUACCACGCUAGUAUCGCUCUGAUACUGAUGCUACUCUUGGUAUCGAUAUUCGGCUCAAUCUUCUCCCCCAUCUUUACUUGCAAUGCCACCUUGAAUGUAAUUAGACAUGCACUCGGACCGGAUGAUGCCUUGUGUCUGUCUAACUUCACGGCGAUGUUGCAGAACACCAAUAAAUCCUAUUAAUAUAACCCACAUGGCGACAUUAAAUUGUUCAUACAUUUAAUAAGUCAGAGGGAAAUGUAUAUUAUGGCUGUGUUAUACUUCGUCUUUUUAUUUUUUGUACUUUUAAAAACCAAAAGGGGCCACUAUAGAGCCAAAAGUUUAAGACGCUCCUCCUUUCCAUGUUGUGAAGUUGCAGAAAACGCGCUUUGCUCUUGAAUGCAGCUCGCCUCGCCUUCAAGUCAAGCUAAUGAGUGUGUAAACUAGUUGCCUUAUUUCCAACAAAAGACGUCUUGGGGGAGUCUCGCAGGGAAUCAUCACCUUUUCUCAGUAAAAUCCGCCAAGGAUUGUCUGCGUGCAACAGGAGGUAAGGAUUAAAAGAUGGAACAAAUGGUGACGCCAGCCAGCCAGCCAGGACAGGCCGGGGGCGGGUCCGAGCGACACCCACAAUUAAAGAUGAACUUUGCGUGAACUAAUUUAUCUGCGGGAGGAGAAGGUGACAGGCUGAGUUCUCGGUUCGCCUAUAAAAGGCGCCGAAAGAUCAGCCAGGAGCCUCACUCGGUCGUCUGACAUCCACCUGAGCUGAUAAGGAAAACGCUUCAUAUUCCAACAUGGCUCUGAGCACGCUGCUGGCUACCUUCCUGUGCACCAUCGUGCUGCCUGUCUUACUCUUUCUGGUGGCCGUCAAGCUCUGGGAAGUUUACAUGACCCGCGGCAGAGACCCGAGCUGCCCCAGCCCGCUCCCUCCUGGAUCCAUGGGCUUGCCUUUCUUCGGGGAGACGCUGCAACUCAUCCUGCAGAGAAGAAAGUUUCUGCGCAUGAAGCGCCAGAAGUACGGCUACAUUUACCGGACUCAUCUGUUUGGGAACCCCACUGUGCGCGUCACCGGAGGCGACAACGUCAGGCAGAUUCUCCUGGGGGAACACAAGCUGGUGUCCGUGCAGUGGCCCGCGUCUGUGCGCACCAUCCUGGGCUCCGACACGCUGUCAAACGUGCACGGAGCGCAGCACAAAACGAAGAAAAAGGCCAUCAUGCGAGCGUUUUCUAGGGAAGCUCUAGAGCUCUACAUCCCCGUCAUCCAGGAGGAGGUGAGAGCUGCAGUAAAAGACUGGCUUGCGAGGGACUCCUGUGUGCUGGUGUACCCCGAGAUGAAGCGUCUGAUGUUCCGAAUUGCCAUGAGGAUCCUUCUGGGCUUCGAGCCGGAGCAGAUUCGGACUGACGAGCAGCAGUUGGUUGAGGCGUUUGAGGAAAUGAUCAAGAAUUUGUUUUCCCUGCCCAUCGAUGUACCCUUCAGUGGACUGUAUAGGGGUCUGAAAGCUAGAAACUUCAUUCAUUCCAAGAUAGAGGAGAACAUCAAGAAGAAGAUCCAAGAUUCAGAGAAAGAGUCCAAACAUGGAGAUGCUCUGCAGCAGCUCAUAGACAGCUGCAGGAAGAACGGAGAGCCGUUCAGCAUGCAGGCUAUUAAGGAGUCUGCUACAGAACUGCUGUUUGGGGGCCAUGAAACCACCGCCAGCACAGCCACCUCUCUCAUUAUGUUCCUGGGCCUGAACCCUGAAGUGGUGGACAAACUCCGGCAGGAACUGACUGACAGGGAGGAGGAAGGAAUGCAACUCCAGAGUCUGAACAUUGAGUCGUUGGAGCAACUGAAGUACACCGGUUGUGUCAUUAAAGAGACACUAAGGAUCAACCCUCCUGUCCCUGGAGGUUUCAGAGUGGCGCUCAAGACUUUCGAACUCAAUGGCUAUCAAAUUCCCAAAGGCUGGAAUGUCAUCUACAGUAUCUGCGACACCCAUGACGUGGCAGAUAUCUUCCCCAACAAAGAGGACUUCCAGCCUGAACGGUUCAUGACAAAAGCCUCGAGCAGCUCGUCGAGGUUCCAGUACAUCCCUUUCGGUGGGGGCUCGCGGAUGUGCGUGGGGAAGGAGUUCGCCAAGGUCCUGCUGAAGAUCUUCCUGGUGGAAGUGGUCACAAAGUGUCACUGUACUCUGUUAAAUGGGCCACCCAUGAUGAAAACAGGACCAACUGUUUAUCCUGUGGACAAUCUGCCAACCAAGUUUACCCACUAUGUUCAAAAUUAGACUAGUAGUAGUAGUAGUUGAGCCACAAAUAAUCUGUUUUUACCUCAAAGCCACAAUUUGGAAGCACUCGUGUGUUCCUAGGAACCCAUUCAAGAGUUGGAUUGCUCAUUACAUUUCUUUUUUUUUUUUUUUUUUGCAAAAAUGUGUACAUGCUGUAAAUAUUUGGAAUGUAUUUUAUAUUGAUACGUUGGAUUUGUACAUAGCUUUUUCUUUUUUUUUUUUAAAGAUGAGAUUAAACUAAACAUGAGGCACUAUUCAGACAUUGGAACACUAAUCAGUUCAGAGGUGUAUCUUUAGGAUCUUGUACAUAUGUAGAGUCACUUAUAUAACUUUUGUAUCUUCAACUUAUUUAAGUGCUAUAUUGUGUUGGAUUUUUAUUUAAUAAUAAAAACAUUUUGUGGAGGUUUUUUUUUUGUCAUUUCAUCCUCCAAAUCAA
Dunckerocampus dactyliophorus (ringed pipefish) is the source of this 6794-nucleotide messenger RNA. It is a transcript of the gene cyp26a1, whose product is annotated as cytochrome P450 26A1. The coding region runs from base 4892 to 6358 and encodes 488 amino acids. The transcript is spliced from 7 exons. Gene Ontology annotation, molecular function: iron ion binding; monooxygenase activity; heme binding. Lineage: Eukaryota; Metazoa; Chordata; Actinopteri; Syngnathiformes; Syngnathidae. Gene Ontology annotation, biological process: sterol metabolic process. The record is from RefSeq and is a predicted model, not a curated record.